AUGGCACAAGCUCGUGCAGCAGGCAGUGUCGCCGGUGCCGGCGCAUCUCCGCAUAGCAUCAGUCUUAAGGUGCUUAGGCUGUCCCACCCAUCACUAUCGCCGGCACAUACACUCCCCGGAGACGACCUAAUCGCAAGAGCCUCACUGCCCUACCCUGCUGCGCCGAAUGAUGCCUUCCCGCUCUCACCGUUGCUGGCACUGCCUCCUGCCUUUGGUGCUGCCUACGUGGGCACCGUUUUCUCUUGCACGUUAUGCGCGAACAACGAACUCCCGCCAUCAUCUCCUAUUGUCGUACGAGAUGUACAACUAAGUGCCGAACUGCAAGUGCCGAGUGGUAGCAUUGCAUUGGAUCUCGAAGGACCAGACACUGUAGAGGGGCAAGAUACACAGCCUGCACAGACACUACAGAGGAUUGUACGGCACGAACUACGCGAAGAUGGACCUCAUGUCCUAGCCGUCACCGUCACCUACCAAGAAACUCGAGACGAUGCCACAAACAAGCGGACAUUUAGGAAGCUGUAUCAGUUUGUCGCGCAACCUGCUCUGGGUGUAAGGACAAAGGUAGGCGAUCUCGCAGCCAGAAAGGAUGUACCCAAUGCGCGGAGAUUUGUACUAGAAGCUCAACUUGAGAAUCUCACCGAAACACCAAUCGUGUUGGAAAAGGCCAUCGUUAGCACGGCUCAGGGCCUUACAAGCAAGAGCCUGAAUUGGACUGCAACAGAUGAGAACCCUAUAUUGAGUCCUCAAGACGUCAUGCAAGUCGCGUUUACCUUCGAGCAGACUCAGGGAGAGGAUCUGGACGAGAAGAAUGGCAGAACAGUUCUUGCUCAACUCCAUGUCGACUGGAGAAGCCCAAUGGGGGAAAAGGGUAGUUUGACGACAGGCUGGCUAGGCAGUAGAGCAAGGUGA
Molecule: messenger RNA, 909 nt
Organism: Aureobasidium subglaciale EXF-2481
Lineage: Eukaryota; Fungi; Ascomycota; Dothideomycetes; Dothideales; Saccotheciaceae
Exons: 2
Coding region: 1-909 (302 amino acids)
Cellular component (GO): TRAPPIII protein complex
Source: RefSeq, a predicted model, not a curated record